UUAAAUAUUUGAAACCAUGUCUUUAGGUGAAAGUCAGUGUGAUGCCACCACAUGCAGUAAUGGAGGGACCUGCUAUGACCACGGAGACACUUUCCGCUGCGCCUGCCCUCCUGGAUGGGGAGGAAGUACAUGCAAUACAGCAAAGAACAGUACUUGUGCGUCCAGCCCCUGCCUGAAUGGAGGAACAUGCGUGGGUGGUGGUGACACGUUCACCUGCAUCUGUAAAGAUGGCUGGGAGGGGCCCACCUGUGCUCAGAACAUCAACGACUGCAACCCUCACCCCUGCUACAAUGGAGGAAUCUGCGUGGACGGGGUGAACUGGUUCCGCUGUGAAUGCGCCCCUGGAUUCGCUGGACCAGACUGUCGAAUCAACAUUGAUGAGUGCCAGUCGUCACCCUGUGCAUACGGUGCCACCUGUGUGGAUGAGAUCAAUGGCUUCCGAUGUGUUUGCCCACUCGGUCGCACCGGAUCUCAAUGCCAAGAGUUCAUUGGCAUUGGGAAGACGUGUCACUAUGCUGGACUUCAGUUCCCGCAUGGCAGCCGUUGGGAGGAAGAAUGCAACACUUGUCAAUGUGUCAAUGGCAAAGUGGAGUGUACCAAGGUGGUGUGUGGCCGGCAGCCGUGCCUGUUGCCAGGGACGCCUGGGAGAGAGCUUCACUCCUGUUCAGGAGGUCGUGAAUGCCUGGAGCACAACUUCCUGACGUGCCUCUGCCCCCCUUGUCACCAGUGGGGGUUUUGUUCAAGCCCUGAUUCCACCCCAAUCAUCCAAACAAAAUGUGAGCCCAACUCAGUCUAUCUGGACAAGAGCUGUGCUCGCAUCACCCUAAUAUUCAACAGGGACAAAUUACCCACAGGAACGACUGUGGAGAACGUCUGCUCAGAGCUGAGGUAUAUGCCUGCCACACGGAACCUGGCCAAAGAUCACACGCUGUUGGUUCUCUGUGACCUCUCCUACAAAAACCAAGAUGCAGUAGAGGUGGCCAUCUCAUUCCAGCAGGACGAGCAGCCGAACCACAGUCAGAUCCAGGAGGCUGCUAGUACCAUAGUCAGCACGCUGUCCAAGCGGCACAACAGCACCGUCAUGCUUGCCGUCAUCGAGGUCAAAGUGGAAAUGCAAGUGGUUUCACAGCCAGUGGACUACCUGGUGCCAGUGUUGUGCGUCGUCCUGUGCAUACUCUGGGUCUUCUGCGUCAUUGUCUGCGUGUGGUGGACCCGUAAACGGCGAAAAGAGCGCGAGAGGCGGGAGCGCGUGCCUGUGGAGGAGAGCGUCAACAACCAGUGGGAACCCCUGAGGCCUGUGACACGGCCACAGCACAAGGACAACCGGGACGCACAGUACGAGCGCACCAAGCUCAUGGGCUCCCCAGAUCGGACCUGCACAAGCGGGGAGGACGAGGAGGAGAUGGAGGAGGAAGAGCUGGAGCUGGUGGAAGAGGAGGGCAAGUUCCCCAUCCAAAAGUACUCUAAACCUGCAGCGCGGGCCAAGAACGGGCUGAUCUGCACCAUGCGGAGCAGCGGCAGCAGCAGCCCUUCCCUCAAAGCACCCUACUGGACAGGCUUCAGCCCAAAGGACAACAACUGUAAAAAUGUCAAUAACGCCAGCACCGGCCAAGAGCACAAAGAACACUGCGUAUGAGCUCCGACGAGCAGGACAAGGAGACCAAGGCCAUCUCAGAAACAAAGACUGAGUUUUCCCCAUGUGUUAUUUUUAUUUUUGACUUCUUUUGAGGCUGAUAAAGUGGCAAAUUUCUUUCGUUCCCUUUUUUAUGUACAGAGAAAGCAAAUUCUCUUUCUUUAUAAGGAGGCGGUGAGAAGCCUAGCUUUGUUUUCGGAGUGAAAAAAAAACUGCUGGAUUAGGAGCAGGACUAAGGAACUCGUGAGAGAAACCGUAUAAAGACUUUUACGUUGUUGUUUACAAAUGGUUGUGCUUUUGGUUUUGUUUCGAGUGGCCCAAUUUCGGUUCAGCCCACGUGCGGGGGCGGAGGACGCUGUCUUCGGGGGAUCCCCCUUCAACCGUUCAUCUGUUCUCCUUCCACGCCUGCCUUACGAGCUCGUCGUCCAUGAGGAGGGCUACAGUGCCUAUAAAGUGGCCUUGUUUUUUUUUCUGUCCUUUGUCGUCUUGGCUGAACGCUCCUUAAAAAAACGGAUUGCAGUAUUUUGAGUCGGUCGCAAGUGCCUUCGGACAAGCCCCUCGGUUUCAGGGUCCCCUGACCCGAUAGUUCACGACUAAGAGGAGAGGCUGGUCUUAAGAGCAGCUCCCAUAUCACCAUCAAGGUAUUCAACAAAGACAAGAGAUCUGUAAAUAUGUGUAUAUAAUAAAGGAGUCGCUGUGUAUAUUUGAAUUUAGUAACUUAAGCAACUUUUUUUUUUUAAUUAUAAUUAUGAUUUAAAUAUUAUGAUAAUCAUUUCUUUUUGUUUUUUUGUUUUUUUUACACCAUUCCUUUUAUUUAUGCCAGCUGAUAUGGCAGGUUUUUGUAAGAUGUAUACAGCGUCCCACAGUCAGAACAAAAAUAUAAUCCGAGAUCAUCCUCUUAUGUUGUUGGUUUUGUUUUCUCUGGACAUCUAUACGAUCGUGUGCUGUACUGUGGCGUGUGUGUUCGCCUCCUUAAAGACCCCUAUUCCCUUUCCACACCUGUCCUUUCUUGCUGAUCAAAAAACCAUGCUGCUUGUUUCUUGUAAAGAUGCUGAUAUGUCAAGAUGAUGUUUUCUCCUCGUUUGUUUGUUUGUUCGGUUGGCCCGAAACUUCAUGAAGGGAACAAUAAUGUUGUCAAGCAUUUGUACUUGAGGUACCAGCUCAAAGAAAUGGAUAACCUCGGAAACACCUGGCUAUGAUUUGGUUUCUUUCAUCAUGAUGUAAAAAUAUUUUGAUUUUGGCUUAUGGGAAGAUGAGAAACGUUUAAAACUGUUCCUGAAAAAAACUGGUUCACAAUCAAAUGCAAGUAAACACACAUAUAAAUAAGCAAGUUAAGCUCAAUGUCCGUUAUGGAAGGGAGCUGGAGGAGAGUUUUUUUUGCUUUGCUUUGUUUUUUAAGCUGUAAUUUUAUUAUUAUUAUUAUUAUUAUAUAUUUUAUUUUUUUUUUUGUACAGAAGAAUUGCUCUGAAAAGAAGUUAUUUGGUUCAUUUAGUGGAAUUUAUGUUUGUUCUUAGAAAUAAAUCCAACUAUUUAUUAAAGCAUUUUAUAACGAUGUGCU
Messenger RNA from Carassius auratus (goldfish), 3191 nucleotides. Its product is annotated as protein jagged-2-like. The record is from RefSeq and is a predicted model, not a curated record. Gene Ontology annotation, molecular function: Notch binding; calcium ion binding. The transcript has 10 exons. Lineage: Eukaryota; Metazoa; Chordata; Actinopteri; Cypriniformes; Cyprinidae. The coding region runs from base 17 to 1636 and encodes 539 amino acids. Gene Ontology annotation, biological process: Notch signaling pathway.